Molecule: messenger RNA, 617 nt
Organism: Pseudogymnoascus verrucosus
Lineage: Eukaryota; Fungi; Ascomycota; Leotiomycetes; Thelebolales; Thelebolaceae
Gene: SEM1
Product: 26S proteasome complex subunit
Exons: 3
Coding region: 150-422 (90 amino acids)
Biological process (GO): proteasome assembly; mRNA export from nucleus; double-strand break repair via homologous recombination
Cellular component (GO): proteasome complex; proteasome regulatory particle, lid subcomplex
Source: RefSeq, a predicted model, not a curated record
CUACGGAUGGCUCUAGCUCCAUCUAUGCAUUUCAAAGCCGCAACUGGUCUAUCGCGACAAGGACAUACGACUCCCAGUCACUCUUAACAGCAACCUACAACACAACCAGAUUCCUUGAUACCUCCAACGAACACAUAAAGCCGAACACGAUGUCCACAGCUCCAGCUUCUGGCAAGGCGCCAGCAAACAACAAGGCAGAGGCCGCGACACCCGCCAAAGACUCGAAGCCGACUGUUACCUUGGAGGAGGAUGAUGAGUUUGAGGACUUCCCUGUAGAUGAUUGGACACAAGAAGAGACCGAAGUACCAGGCGACAACACACAUCUUUGGGAGGAGAGCUGGGAUGAUGAUGAUACUAGCGAGGACUUCUCUGCACAGUUAAAGGAGGAACUAAAGAAGGUGGAGGCGAGCAAAAAGAGGUGAACUGGGAGUUUGGAAGCUAAAGGGAGACACAUUAUAUUCGGAGUCAGGAAGGCCAAUCACCAAUGCAAUGCAUAGCAUAGAAGGCAGCUGUUUGCGCAAAUAAUACAAACGCCUCACACAAGCUAUCAGGACCAUCAGAUCAUUUGUGACUUUGAAACACAUGUACAAAUGCUAUGCCAUUUUAUGCUAUCACAU